AUGGAUAACGUAAACUUUCAGCCGAGUGGCGAGGAAAUUGAGCGGGCGCUCAUGGACCUAGGCCCGCUGCUCGGCGUCACCAUCAAAGAGGAGGUCCCAGACGAGCUGGCAGAUCCUAAUGCCUCCGCACGCUCUAAUCUAAAUGUUAGCAGCACCCCCGAUGGUGGCAUCGGCGGCGCGGGAGCCCCGGGCGAGGGUGGCAGCGCGGCGGAAGGCAGCGAGAAUGCAGACGGAACAGAGGGCACGUGCAAGGGUACGAAUGCGGAUUCGUUGGCCUCUCCGUCGGCACCGCGAGCGGCGCUGUCCGGCACGCGCUGCGUGCUCUGCCACACACCCCUCGCGCUCAGCGACGGCACGCCCAAACUUAUGGAGUGUCUGCACUCGGCCUGCGAGCCCUGUAUCAAGGCCAAGGUCGAGGAGAAGCAUGCCAGCUCUCGGGACUUUUUAGGCGCUGAGCGCGUGACGGUGACUUGUCCUGCGUGCCGGCUGCAGUGCCAAGUGAGCAACAUGAUCGACCAGCGCUUCGUGCUGGAGAAGAUGAGCCUGGAACAAAGUGGCUCUAACGGCGCACUGGCGGGCGAGCAGCAGUGCAACAGCUGCGACGACACGGAGCCCGCCACCAGCUACUGCGUGGACUGCGCCGAGUUCAUCUGCGACAACUGCGUCAACGCGCACCAGAGGCUGAAGAUAACGAAGGAACACACGAUCAAGUGCAAGGAGGAGGCGGUGGCGGAGCUGCAGGCGGCGUCGGUGGGGCGCGCCGCGCACGACAUGUUCUGCGCCGAGCACUCCAACGAGCGCCUCUCGCUCUUCUGCGAGACCUGCGACCGCCUCACCUGCCGCGACUGCCAGCUCACGCACCACCGCGACCACAAGUACCAGUUCAGCACCGAGAUGGCCGCGCAGGCUCGCGCCAACAUAAGCUCGCUGCUGUCGGAGGUGAGCUACAAGCGCGUGCUGCUCGGCUCCGCCAUGAAGGUCAUCCGCGACCGCCAGCAGCUCAUCGCGGACAAGAAGAAAGCGCUCGUGCACGAGAUCACCCAGACCGUCGUCAAGCUGACGAACGCGAUCAACACCCGCGGCAAGCAGCUGGUGCUGCGGCUCAACGAAGUGUGCGACGCCAAGCAGCGCACGCUGAACGAGAAGAAGGAGGCGCUGGAGCAGCUGGCCGGCAUCACGGACCACUGCGUGGAGUUCGUGAACUGCGCGCUGGAGGGCGGCAGCGACACGGCCGUGCUGCACGCCAAGCACGCCAUCUGCGCGCACCUGCAGCGCAUCAAGAGCCGCCGCGCCGACAUCCCCAACCCCGAGAUCCCCGUGCGCAUCAGCCUCUCGCUCGACAAGCUGCCCGACCUCGUGCGCGUGUUGUCGAGCAUCGGCGCUAUCGUAGUAGACGGCAAGCCGGACGGAGGCGGUUCAAGCGGAGCGAGCGGUGCGCAGGGUCCCUACCACCCCCCCUCGACGGGGUCGGCGGGAGCGACCCACGGAGGUCACGGGGGCCACGUCCACGCGCAGCAGCACGCCGCGCUGCAGGGGGCGCUGCACCAGCAGCAGCAGCAACAGCAACAACAGCAGCAGCAGCAGCAAGCCUCACCGCACUCCGCCGUCGUGGCGCUCCAGCACGUCGCCAUGCACCAGUCGUUCGGGCCCGUGGGCGGCGGUGUGGGGGGCGGUGCGGGGGGCGGCUACCUCCCCCUGCAGCACCAGCUGCGCGCGCGCCACGCCACGCCGCUGCGCCACGCGCACGUCACGUCCACCACGCACCCGCACCAUCUGCACGGAGUGAACGAGUUGAACCUGCGCGGGCUGCUCAACGCGGCGGGGGCGGGGGCGGGGGCGAGGGGUGCGCGGGCCCUGCCCCCCGCCGCCCCACCGCCGCACCCCCCCGCACACCCGCAGCACACCGCGCAGAUCGCCAUGCACCACGCCUACCACCAGAUGAUGGGUGCGUACGCGAACUCGAACGCGUACGGCGCGGGCGGGCCGGCGGGCGGGCCGGCGGGCGGCGGCGGCGGGUCGGCGGGCCCGGGCUGCGGGCGGCGGAGCGGCGGGCCGCGCACGCCCUCCCCCGCGCCGCCCGGCCCGCCGCAGGCCCCCCCCGCCUACCCGCACGCCAAGUGGCACAUCCCGCAGCAGGCCCUCGCCAACGGCGGGUACGAGGCCGUGGCGGCGAGCCCGCAGGCGGGCGGCGGCACGCACGACUUCAAGAUCACCCUGGGCCGAGCGCCCCGCGCCCCCGCCCCGCCCAGCGUCACCUCCACCAACCCCAAGACGCCCAGCCCCAGCCUCAACGGCGCGACGGUCCCCGGCGAGCUGGACAAGGUGUGCGCGGCGUCGGUGCAGGAUCUGAUGGCCACCAUCGCCAAGCUGGACUCGAACGGCGUGCAGGUGGUGGCGGAGGCGCCGUCGCCCGCGCCGCACGUGCACUCGUCCACGGGCGGCGACUCGGACGCGCCCAAGCCCGGCCCCGGGGACCCCAACGAGGACUGGUGCGCCGUGUGCAUGGACGGCGGCGAGCUCAUGUGCUGCGACAAGUGUCCCAAGGUCUUCCACCAGUACUGCCACAUACCCACCAUCGAGAAGCUGCCCGAUGAGACAGAAACGUGGCAAUGCCUGCUGUGCGUGAACUUCGCGGAGCUGCCCCCUCCCAGCGCAGAAGAGGAGGCCGCCGCGGCGGAGGGGGGAUGUCUCCCGCCCCGAAUACAGAAGCUGGUGGAGCGCAUCACUCUGGAGCUGUACUGCCAGUACGAGCCUAGCCUGCCCUUCCGCGAGCCCGUGCCCCAAGAGAACCUGCACUACCACUCCAAGAUCUCGCGGCCGAUGUGCCUGGACAUGAUCCGCAUGAAGCUGCAGCCUCGCGCACCGCAGCGCUACUCGCACGUGGCGCAGUUCGUGGCCGACUGCCGCCUGCUCUUCCGCAACGCCUACAGGUUCAACCCGGUGGACAGUCCGUUCUACAAGGACGCUAAGCGGCUCGAGGAAUUUUUCGACUCGCAGCUGCUGAAGUGGCUGCCCGAGUACGCCUACUGGACCGGCGAAGUUAUCAGUAAGGAUAGAGUCGAAAGCGUGCAGUGGGCGGCUGUAUUUUGUUGUUGGUGCACCGUCAACUCGCCGCUCGACGUAUUUGUACGAGUACAGGCCGUAUUCGGACCACCGGUGGACACGACAAAAGACAGCUGUGUGACCUCGACUAGCGUGAAGGAUCAGUGA
Messenger RNA from Arctia plantaginis, 3210 nucleotides. The record is from the annotation of a GenBank genome assembly. Lineage: Eukaryota; Metazoa; Arthropoda; Insecta; Lepidoptera; Erebidae.